UGAAACCAUCGACAUCUGCUUACGCAAAACUCUGGGCGUUCGGUGGCAAGCAGAGUAUCAGUUGACGGCACGUGGUAUUAAUUCAGCAAGCAUGUGUUCAGGAAUACAGGUUGGCGCACUACGUCGUCCAGUAGUCUUCUGCAGGCUAUCGUCCGAAAUCCGCGAUCCCCUCUGCUUGAAGUCCCUGUACCGCUGGAGGAGGGUGCGAUCCACCUUGGAAUACGCGGCCGUAGUCUGGUCUCCCCCAGGCUCCACUGCGAUGGCCAGACUGGAGAGCGUUCAGCGUAAAUUCACUCGUGUAGCUGUUCGGCGCUUCCUUUACGGUUAUCAACUUGCUCUACCUCCCUAUCCAGUCCGUUGUCGUCUUCUUGGGCUAGAUACCAUUGAGGAUAGGCAUUUCUAUAUCCGUGCUAGCUUCAUUGCAGGUCUCCUGUUAAAUAAAUUUGAUGUCCAUUCUCUCCUGCCUCCUGAUGUUCUCCCUUUAUGCUCCUUCCCGUCGCCUCCGCGAUAGACCUCCUUUUUAUAUCCCAUCCCGUCACACCCGCUACGGUUCGAACGAUCCUCUGCUAUGAGCUUUAUCGGCUUUCAACAAGUGCUUUCACCUGUUCGACUAUAAUGUUCCCUUGUCUCGUUUUCGUGUCCGUCUUCGUGAAGCCUCUUUCCUUGCCACCUAAUCCUACUGUCAUCCUCGCUUUUCCUUGAAGUGUUAAAGAAAAUUGUUGAACCAUCAUUGGCGGACAAUAAGAAAUAAAUAAAUAAAUAAAUAAAUAAAUAAACUCACGGAGGACGACAAUUCUAUCAGCCAGCGGUGCAAAGGACCAUAUAUGGCAGUACUCUACCAGAAAGGAGCUCAUGAGCGACCCAUUCGGUACGGGAGUUGUGGAUGAGCAGAGCUGGAUCAAGUGGAGCCGUCGAUAAGGAGGAAUGCACCCCUUGGAUCGAGCUUCCUGGGAUCGAAUUAAUGAUCUGGUCAUGUCUCAUAGACAGGCGCAAUAGAGCAGGUCAAAAAGAGUAGCCUUCCGUAACGCAGACGUUUGAAGUGCU
Anopheles stephensi (Asian malaria mosquito) is the source of this 1044-nucleotide messenger RNA. RefSeq lists its product as uncharacterized. The record is from RefSeq and is a predicted model, not a curated record. The transcript has 3 exons. The coding region runs from base 92 to 511 and encodes 139 amino acids. Lineage: Eukaryota; Metazoa; Arthropoda; Insecta; Diptera; Culicidae.